AGUGACGCCCUCCUUGCUUACGGCGGAAGUUCCCUGCCCCACCCGUAAGAAUUGAGGUUUGACUAGAGGCAAGUGAGGAUCUGCCCCGGCUUGUUGUCCACUGCUCCACCUCCGGUUGCUGCCGGUGCGGUUCUUGAGACUCAGGUAGUUUUCCUUUUGCUAUCCACCUGCGGCGCAGGCAUUGGCAGCGUUUUGCCGGAUUGCCGCUGGUGCGGGAGUGAGAGAUGGACCACACAUCCCCGACCUACAUGCUUGCUAACUUAACCCACCUACAUUCUGAACAACUUCUGCAGGGUCUGAAUCUUCUUCGUCAGCAUCACGAACUCUGUGACAUUAUCCUUCGAGUAGGUGAUGUUAAAAUCCAUGCUCACAAAGUGGUCCUGGCCAGCAUCAGCCCAUAUUUCAAAGCUAUGUUCACUGGAAACCUUUCUGAAAAAGGGAACAGCGAGGUUGAGUUUCAGUGCAUUGAUGAAACUGCUUUGCAGGCCAUUGUGGAGUAUGCCUAUACGGGGACUGUUUUUAUUUCACAGGACACAGUGGAAUCGCUCCUUCCAGCAGCAAACUUACUACAAAUAAAACUUGUCCUGAAAGAAUGUUGUGCAUUUCUUGAAAGCCAACUGGAUCCUGGUAACUGUAUUGGAAUUUCUCGUUUUGCAGAGACAUAUGGUUGUCAUGACCUUUAUUUGGCAGCCACUAAAUACAUAUGCCAGAAUUUUGAAGCUGUUUGCCAGACAGAAGAGUUUUUUGAGCUUACCCACGCUGACUUGGAUGAAAUUGUUUCCAAUGACUGUUUGAAUGUAGCUACCGAAGAGACUGUUUUUUAUGCCCUUGAGUCCUGGAUCAAGUACGAUGUACAAGAACGCCAGAAAUACUUAGCACAGCUACUUAACAGUGUGCGAUUACCAUUGCUGAGUGUGAAGUUUCUCACCAGACUGUAUGAAGCAAACCAUCUUAUUCGCGAUGAUCGCACCUGUAAACAUCUUUUGAAUGAAGCCCUAAAGUACCACUUUAUGCCUGAACAUAGACUCUCUCAUCAGACGGUACUGGUGACACGGCCGCGCUGUGCUCCCAAAGUGCUUUGUGCAGUGGGAGGGAAAUCUGGACUGUUUGCCUGUUUGGAUAGUGUGGAGAUGUACUUUCCUCAGAAUGAUUCUUGGAUUGGUUUGGCACCCCUACGCGUUCCUCGCUAUGAAUUUGGAAUAUGUGUUUUAGACCAAAAAGUGUAUGUUAUAGGUGGUAUUGAAACUGAUGUGCGUCCUGAUUUCACUGGCAGAAAACAUGAAAAUUCAGUAGAAUGCUGGAAUCCUGAUACGAAUACCUGGACUUCUCUCGAGAGAAUGAAUGAGAACCGAAGUACUCUUGGAGUAGUAGUACUUGCAGGAGAACUUUAUGCUUUAGGUGGUUAUGAUGGACAGUCUUACUUACAGUCUGUAGAGAAGUAUAUUCCCAAAAUAAGAAAGUGGGAGCCUGUGGCACCAAUGACUACAACACGAAGUUGUUUUGCCGCAGCCGUGCUGGAUGGAAUGAUCUACGCCAUUGGUGGGUAUGGUCCCGCCCACAUGAACAGUGUGGAGCGUUAUGAUCCAAGUAAGGAUUCCUGGGAGAUGGUUGCAUCUAUGGCAGAUAAAAGGAUUCACUUUGGUGUGGGUGUCAUGCUGGGCUUUAUUUUUGUGGUGGGUGGACAUAAUGGUGUCUCACAUUUGUCCAGCAUUGAAAGAUAUGACCCUCAUCAAAAUCAGUGGACUGUGUGUAGACCAAUGAAAGAACCCAGAACAGGAGUUGGUGCUGCAGUCAUUGACAACUACCUUUAUGUAGUCGGUGGUCACUCAGGGUCUUCCUAUCUGAACACUGUGCAGAAAUAUGACCCUAUCUCAGAUACGUGGCUGGAUUCAGCCGGCAUGAUAUACUGUCGCUGCAAUUUUGGUUUAACUGCACUUUGACAAGCGUGGGCUCAUGGAAACAGUGAAGUGACGAACCUGUGUCGCAUGAAAGGAUGCCCAAGUUCCUGAAACCCAAAAACUGCAUUGCUUUCUUUUUCACUUGAAGUGGCAUGAAGACUCAGAAUUUUGUUGGGUACUUUGACAAGUAGCUUUGGUUGCUCUUGAUUACACAGUGAAUCAAUAAAAAAAAAAAAAAAAAAAAAGGAAACAUCUUGCCAAUUGAAUCGUGCACUCUCCCUCUCCCCCCAAUUCUGGAAUAGUUUUGUGUUCAUGAGUGUACAUGUGGAGAAAACCUUCCUGCUUUUUAUUAUUAUUUUAGUUCUUUCCCUCCUUGAUAUGCACCAUGAUUUAGGUGAGUGAUACUUAGAUGUUCAAGUGUAUUGAAUGACUGGACACAGUGCUGAUUUUGUCUGUUGGGUGUGAAUUCAUAUGCUUCACAUUUUAAAUAAAGGGCUGCUUUUUGGUACUUUUAAGGGGUAUAAAUUAUAUGGCAUUGUGAGUCACGUAGAUGUUCUUCCUGCUCAAAGGCUUAAGGGCUGGGGAUGUAAUAAGUUUGCAAAAAAUGUUUUUACCCUCAUGAUGUUUGGGGGCCUAUUUAAAGAAGAAGUCAGAUACUUACUGUUUCUGCCUUUUUUAUAUGGGCAGGUUAAUGCUGGAUGAAUUAAUUUACUUUCCCAUCCAAGCUAUGCUAAGCAUGGCUAGAAAGAGUUAAGCAUAUCAGUUUAAUAUUUUCGUAGUAGUACAGGAGGCUUCCCAGUGUUGAUGUAAAUAUGUGACAAAUGUUUAGUAUGACCCUUAGUGCAUAUUGAUUUUUUUCAUAUAUCCUUGUAAUAAUUUCAGGUUUUUAAGACCAUUGCUUUUUCAAAACGUUCACAUAUAAAAAUGGUGCUAACUAGGAGCUAUUACAAGGCUAUAACGAUGUUCUUUUGGAUGUUCAGUGUAAGAUAUGCAUGACAUGUUUUGAUAGUAUUUUUCAUUUAUACUGGCUUGAUUCAUUUGUGCUUAUUAAAAACAUUAGUAAUUAUACUAGUGUUAACAUCCAAAAAUUAUCCAAAUGCCUGUUAUGCUUUUUAUGGUUCCUGAAUAGGGAUUUAGAGAAAGAUACAUUUUUUUUUAUCUUCUUUCUUCUUGUGCUAGAUAUUACAUGUCCUCCUUAAAACCAGAAAUGUAUGCAUUAAAUAUAAAGCACUAGGCAGUUAGUUAUGCAUUAUUUUGUACACGUCUUAGGUAACUGAAUAUUUUAAAGUUAUUGAGGAAAACUGGAACUCAAUAUUUACUUGAGUAAUGGUUCUACAUUUGGUUCUACUUUGACUAAAGAAAUGAUCUUUCAAAGCAAAUUGUUUGCUAUAGUCAAGUGACAGCUUAUUUAAAAGAAGUGGUUGACUCAUUUUGUUUUAGCAUGUUUGGUAAAUGUCUGUUAGUCUUGAACACAUUGCCUUGCAUUUUAUUAGGUAUUGGUACUUUUAUUUUUGGUACUGUAGUCAUUUUCUUUUCCAUGACUUUUUUUUUUUUUUAACCUGUCCCCAUCUCUUUAUAGUCUCUGCAAAACCAGUGUAUAUUUGUUUCCUCUGAAAAAUUCAUACUGCAUUCUUAAGUGCCAUAAUGUUCUAAACUAUUGUUAAGAAGCCAUUUGUAAUCAUAAAAUGUAAGUUCAUUUGUUAGUAUAUAUGUUAUUUCUUGAAAACUAUUUAUAGCCAGGCAAUUUGCAGUUUUCCUUGUUCUUCCAUACACUGCUAGUUGUAGAUUUAAAUAUAUACUACAAAACUAUGUAAAAAUCACCUUUAAUCAUAAGUACUAUCAUGCUUUAUGAAUAUUUGCACAGAUUGUAAAACCUUGCAAGUGAUUUUUAGCCUCUUCUAAUUAAGAACUCAACAGGAGCUACUAAUAAAAUUGACAGGCUGAGUAUUUUCUAUAUUGCUUUGUUUAAAUAAUGAUAUAUAGCAAUAACUUUUUAAUUGAUUUGAAUAAGUCUAUUGAAUAGAAACAAGGUGCACUAUUGUGAUAGGCCUAGAUUUUAUUUAAAGAAAAGCAAUUUAAAAUAGAUUCCAUCACAUACUUAAUUUUAAAUCCCUGACUCAAUUUUCCUUCUGUUUAUAUGGAAGUUGUUAAAUACAUCUUAUUACUCUAUUUUUAAUCCUUUCUCCCCAGAAGGGACUUUGAAAGACUAGAAAAUUAUUUUAAUUAUAAACAUAUCUAUAGUAUACGUUUUAUUUUAACAAUGUUUUAUUCAAUGUGUCAUCCCCACUAUCAAAUUAGUAUAAAAUAAUCAUUUGCUAAAUUAGAUCAAAGACAUAUAUCUAUCAUUGUUUUGGAAAAAUCUGAAUUUUGUGUUGAAGAAGAAUAAAUAUAAAACAUUUGGGACAAUAGUAGGAGCCGUAUUCCAGAGAACAAAUUACAAAAACCUGUGCAAGGAAGAGAAAAACCAAAUUUAGAAAUAUUUAUUUCAGGUUUGCUAAUCCUACUGUACUGUUCAUAAUAAGUAUUAUUAAUGUGACCUAACAACUGAUAACUUUACAAUAGGACCUUCUUGUACAGAUUUGUGACAAGCUUCAUCAUGAAUACUCUGCUGACAAAUUGUGAAUUUAAAGCCACAUAUUUCUUAUUAAAAAGGGUAAAGAUAUUUGAUUAUAAAUUCCCAGGGUUAAAGAUAUUAGAAAUAAUUUUAUAUCAUCAGGCAAGAAGGAGUCACCUAUUUAAGAUUGCCCAGGAAUAUUUUUGAAAGAAGUGACAGUGGGAAAUAGUAAUUGUCUAAUUAAUUAAUUGGAAGAUAAUUGCCUUCUAUAAUGAUUUUAUGAAGACUUAAUCUGUUAGGAAUGUUUGGCUGUUUAAUAUUUGUUGAAUAUAGUAAUAGAAUUUAAGUGAUUUUUAAUGUAGCCCAAAGGAUAUUUAUGUAAGUUCCAUAUGUUAAUGCUAAUACUAUUUUAGAUAUGAAUGAAUAUUAAAUUAUAGGAAGUGAUAUAAGUGAUAGGAAAAUGGCAUUCAUUAGGUUUUGAGAAAUUAUUUUGAUAGCUUGACAAAUAUGGCGGGUGUACUAUAUGUACGAGAUACUGUGCUAGAUGCUGUUGGGGCUAGAAAUCUAAAUAAGAUGCAGUCUUUUUACUCAAAAGAAUAAAAUAUAGUGAAGGAGAUCUGUACCCAAAUAACUAUUGGGUUGUCGGAAAAGUCCUGACGCAUUUUUGCAACAAGAAACAUAGAAAAAAUAUGUCAUGACUUUUCCGAAAACCCAAUAGUAUCAUAAAGUGUGAAUCUAAUUCCUUAUCUCCAACAUCAUAAGAACUAAUUAGAGACCCAGUUUAUGUAUAAAUAUUUGUGUCUUUUAGUGUCCAGUGUUUUGUUGACAUGAAAAAGAAUUAUAGAAAACCUAAUGUUUAUAGAACUCCCAAUUUCCUGGAAUUGGAUAAUAUAUUUUCUAGUAGAAAAACAUAGUUAUAGAAACUUAAAAAAAAAGUACUUAACUACAUUAUUAAGGCUCUGGCAGACAUUGAAGGAAAUAUAUGUACAUGUAAUGCUGUGUUUUCAGUUUUGGUGUAGGGUUUCUGGUAUUGUCACCUAAGUGCUCAUUUUCAGGAAAAUCAGAUUCUACAAUAAAUAUACUGCUUAAAGUUCAAUAAACUUGUGAGAACCUCUAUAACCUCUGUAGUCUGAAAGUGAAGAAAUUCUAAGAUGUCACAUGUCAGUUAACAUCCAGUUCUACCUUUUAACCUUUUUUCCUUUGUAAAACUGCACUUUAAAUUAGACAUGAUUUAAUUAGAUACAGUUAUUCUAUGGCUGGAUAUAUAUUGGAUUUUCACUCACAGUAUAUUGAGUCAGUGUUUAAACAUAUUUGAGAAGAGUGAGGGAUACAGUAAGUUUUAAGUACUAUAGGUUUACAAGUUUUCUUACUGGUAUGAAUAUGGAGUCAAACAAAAAUCCAGUUUACAUCUCUGCAGAGAGAAAAAUUGUUAUCCAUAUGUCUUUUAUAUUACACAUAUUUAACUAGAGAUAAUUUAUUGUUAAUUUUGUCAAGUUAUAAUGUGUAAGUUCCAUUUAUUUUAAAAUACCAAGCAAAAAGUUCCAAGUUUGCCUUAAAAUACAAGUGAAAUUAAAGAACUGGAUGAUAAUGCCUAUAUUUUUGCCUUAUGAAUUGUGCUGUAUCAUAAA
Molecule: messenger RNA, 6080 nt
Organism: Hipposideros armiger (great roundleaf bat)
Lineage: Eukaryota; Metazoa; Chordata; Mammalia; Chiroptera; Hipposideridae
Gene: KLHL28
Product: kelch like family member 28
Exons: 5
Coding region: 225-1940 (571 amino acids)
Molecular function (GO): protein binding
Source: RefSeq, a predicted model, not a curated record